Messenger RNA from Cornus florida, 1245 nucleotides. RefSeq lists its product as uncharacterized. The coding region runs from base 402 to 869 and encodes 155 amino acids. Lineage: Eukaryota; Viridiplantae; Streptophyta; Magnoliopsida; Cornales; Cornaceae. The record is from RefSeq and is a predicted model, not a curated record. The transcript is spliced from 6 exons.
AUAGAUUUUAGAUUAUGGAGAGACAGUGGGUUAAUAAAUAUAGAGAGAGUAGGGCGGUUGAAGUGACGGCAAAUGGACGGCAUCCCGAGGGCCGUUCUUUUGAGGCUUAUAAAUCGGUGAGGCAACGGUUUUGUUUCUGAUAUCCUCUCUCUCAUCACGUGUCUCCCUCUCUUUCUCUCUCUAUAAUUUUAUUUUUCCCCUUUUUGUUCCUUCUUUUCUUUGUUUUCAUCUGCACUUUCUGUUUGUUUCUCUCCAUAUCUCUCUGCCGUUACGUUGGUAUCCGAGUCAUCUUUGACGGUGGGUCUUGGUUAUAUAAACCGCUAUCUCCAGGUGUUUUCAUUUGUGGGUUUAGACAUACAGAGAUAUAUAGAGGGAGAGAGAGAGAGAAAAUACAGAGAGAAAUGGAAGGAAGAAAGGAAUUAGGUUCUUCAUCAUCUUCCUCCUUCACUUCUGAUCUUUUUGGUUCAAAGGACUCAUCUGCUUCUUCAUCUUCUGGGAUUUUCGGCUCUAUCUUUGCACCUUCGUCCCAGGUGGUGGGUAGAGAGUCCGUGCGCUCAGGGUUGGUUGAAAAGAAGCAGGACUCUGCAAGUCAGGUUUGGAAUGACAAACUUGGACCUCCAGUGACAAACCGUAACAGCAGUGAAGGUGAAGGUCAAAGCACGCCAAAUAGGGACAUGAACUUUUAUCAGGAAGAAAAAGUACAACCAUGUCAUCUCAGCUCGUCCAUAUAUUAUGGUGGUCAAGAUAUCUAUUCUUACCCUAAGAGUUCCCAGAGUUCUGGGCUCACAACUUUCAACAAAGAAGGGGGAGAAGAUGAUUCUGGCAGUGCUUCUAGAGGAAAUUGGUGGAAGGGGUCUCUCUAUUACUAAAAGGUUCCUUAUACUCUCCUAGGAAGUUAUGAAGAUAGGGUAACAGCUAUAUUCUACCUUUUUGAUAUGGAAAAAGAGGAUAGGCGUUCGAUGCAGGCAGCUAGCCGCUUGUCGUAGCUUCCUCCAUAGUGAAUAGUUACAUGCACUCUUUUUUUCUAUAUAGAUAUUACAUAGUACUAGUAUAUAAAUGUAAAAGGAUGAUGAACUGGAUGGUCCAGUGUAAAGGAUGGUUAGUAUAGGGACUUCAUUUAAAAUGUUAAGCUCUGCUUUUGUGGGGUUUAACUAUGAAUAUGAAGUCACCUCAAGUAUCUUUUUAUGUAUGGUUGAAUGAUGGAUCUUUACUGGUUUCUAGCUGUUAAUAUAUAUGUUUUAUAUA